GCCUAAAACAUUUAUUUAUUUUCGUUUAAGGAUUUAUAUAUUCACCCUAGGCUAAAUUCAACUUUUUUUUAAAAAAAAAGGAGAAAAGACGUGGGGCCUAUCUUUUCUUAAUGUAACUCAUUGUCUUGUUGGGCAUUUAACAAUAAAAAGUGCUUUAAAAGAUCAACAUGCACCAACAAACAUGUUAUAAUAAUAACCCAACAACAAGAACUGAAUUUAUGAUUUGUAACUCCUGGCUGUUUAAACUGGAUGAAACGCUUUAUAAUUUUUUUCCACAAACUUGAUUUUGAUUUGUGUCCAGUUAUGCGCACAGACUCACAUUUACAGUAAGCAUAACGCAACGCUUUCAUUCAAAGCAACUCACAAAGUCUUAACAGCUGUUUAGAGAAAUAAAAGCUUGAAGAGAGACAGAUGAAAUAUAGGAGAGUUUUUAAUAAAAAUGUGAGAAUUGAAUGUGAUCGGAUUGAAGGUGAAGAGAAAUAUUGCGUGCCCUUUUGUGAGAGUACCAGGCAUUUCAUGCUCUGAAUACCGCAGUGUUUUGGAUCAGAUGUAAACGUGUAGGCUACAGUCAGAGAGUGGACUCACCUUAAACAUGAUUUUUCAAAAUGUUGUUCGUUGCUUUGCACCAAUCACAAAGACAAUUUAACCAAUUUGAGUCAAUGACAACAUUAAAAAUGAUGGAGUAGACGAGCGUCGAUUCCUGUCUUGGAGUAGAUUCCGACUUUAGGGACAUUAAGGGCGUUUUCACACAUAAGGGUUCGUUUCGGAACCUGGUGCGUUUUCUCUCUUGGUUCGAUUCGUUUAGGCAUAUGUGAACACGGCAAUCGCGCUAUGAUCCGCCCCAAAACAAUCACUCCGAGACCGCCUGAACAAGGUGGUCUCGACCCGAUUGCAAACGAACUCUGGAGCGGUUCGGUAGACGUGUGAAAGCCAUCCGACCCAACGGACCAGACUGUAUCACAAUGUAUGAUGGGUAAUUAUGUAAAGUUGCGUGACGCAAAAGGGAUUGUUUUGCUAAUGGCUCCCUGUAACAAUGUUCAAAGUAAGGAAGGAAGGAGGCGGAAACCGGCGAACGUUAAACCAAACUUUUAAUAAAAUAAACAAACAACAAAACGAAAGUAAAGUGCUGACAGCUCCCACAGUAAACUGCCGGCCACACAAACACAAUAAAACAUAACAUAAAAUCCAGGCCUGGUUCUCUCUCGUCCUUCUCCUCCUCCUCCUCCUCUUAUGCUUCCCGAGCUCCGCCGUGAGAGACGCGCAACGCGCAGCUGACGUUCAUUAUCACUCGCGUUACCGACCGGAAAAUAAACAGAUGCACUCUGACCAAUCGAAGGAGAGUUUACUCGCACGUGACUUUUAUUAACAAAGUUUGGUCCGUUUGGAAAUAUUGCCUUGUGAAUGUGAACCGAACAAAAAUAAAUUUCAAUGUUGUAGCGAUUUAACCCCCGGUUUCGGAACAAAGCAAUCGAUACACAGGUGUGAAAACGCCCUAAGAGUCGAGGAAUCGACUCUUUUGGAGUCGACUCCCCAUCCCUACCACAGAGCCGCUUCAAGUCCAACACUCCCCAUAUCGAUAUUACCUUAUUGUCUAAUCCCGCAUCGCGUUGAAAAAGUAUAUCGAAUAUAUUUCCCAGCCCUACGUGCUACAUAAUGAACUAUUCAGAUAAUGGCACUUUGAUAUUUUAUCUGUAUUUUUUCACUAAAUUGUCGUUCUAAAAGAUCUUAUUGUUUGUUUAAUACAGUAGAGAUAAAGUGCAUUUAUUCAGUCUGGCCGCUCAUAGAUAAGACUGGAUUGUGGAUUUUGUGGGCGAUGGAUGAGGAGCAGAAAAAGAUGACCACUCACAAUGGAAGCGUCAGAGAGGUUGUGGAAGCCAAAAAGCAAGAUCAGCCAAAAGCAGCAGCUCUGCAAAAAAGUGUGGGUCUGUUAAGUGGCAUCUGUCUAAUAGUGGGAACGAUGAUCGGCUCAGGGAUCUUCAUUUCUCCUAAAUCAGUUCUUGAGGGAACUGGUGCAGUGGGUCCAAGUCUGUGUGUGUGGGCUGCAUGUGGUGUGCUGGCUACUCUGGGGGCCCUCUGCUACGCUGAGCUCGGCACAAUGAUCACUAAGUCCGGUGGUGAAUAUCCAUAUCUGAUGGAGGGUUUUGGGCCAGUGCUGGCAUAUUUGUACUCCUGGACCACAGUUAUUGUGUUAAAGCCUUCAGGUUUUGCCAUCAUUGCUUUGAGUUGUGCAAAGUACGCCUCCACACCAUUUUACCCAGGAUGCACCCCUCCUCAAGUCAUCACCAAAUGCCUGGCUGCUGCGUGUAUCUUAAUAAUAACUGUGGUGAACUGUCUGAGUGUGAAACUGGCGUUCAGAGUGCAGAACUUUUUCACAGCAGCUAAACUCUUGAUUAUUGUCAUCAUUGUGGUGUCAGGGAUUGUUCUGCUGGCUCAAGGAAAUACACAGAAUUUUAAAGAUUCAUUUACAGGAGCAUCAACAUCAUUUGGAGCAAUUGGUCUGGCUUUUUACAAUGGUCUUUGGGCUUAUGAUGGAUGGAAUCAGCUCAACUUCAUCACAGAAGAGCUAAAGAAUCCGUACAGGAACCUUCCUUUGGCAAUCAUUAUUGGAAUUCCCUUGGUUACUGUGUGCUAUAUACUUGUCAACAUUGCAUAUUUCACUGUCAUGACCCCUGUUGAACUUCUGCAGUCUCCUGCUGUUGCUGUGACUUUUGGUGACAGAGUGCUGUAUCCAUUAUCAUGGGUUGUGCCUUUAUUUGUGGUCUUCUCCACUUUUGGUGCAGCCAACGGGAGCUGUUUUACCGCAGGCAGGUUAACGUACGCAGCAGGACGGGAGGGUCACAUGGUUAGGAUCUUGUCAUACAUCAGUGUGAAACGCUUCACACCUGCGCCAGCUCUCAUGUUCAAUGGCAUCCUGUCAAUUAUCUACAUCAUCCCAGCAGACAUAAACACCCUCAUCAACUUUUUUAGUUUUGCUAAGUGGUUUUUCUAUGGCCUCACAUGUGCCGCACUCAUCGUUAUGAGAUUCACUAGAAAGGAGCUUCACAGACCUGUAAAGAUUCCUAUAAUCAUUCCGUUUGUGGUGGUGAUUGUGUCUUGUUAUCUGGUUCUUGCUCCCAUCAUAGACAAGCCUGAAAUUGAGUAUCUAUACUGCACGGUGUUUAUAGUGGGCGGUCUUCUUUUAUAUGUACCCCUCAUUCACUUCAAAUUCAACUGGACCCGUCGCAUCAUGAGGCCACUCACCCUGCACCUUCAGCUGCUACUGGAAGUCGUUCCACCUGAAAAGAUUAAGUAGAUUUCAUGUAUUUUGUAUAAUUCCUAAUGUCAAGGCCAUAUACUGUAUUUUGCAUAUAUUAACAUUUUUAUUUUAACCCUGUUAGGCAUGGUAGUCAUUACAAUGGACAGCUAUUCAAUAGUAUUUUUAUUGCAAAGGUUUCAUGUCAACCACUACAGUGGACACUCCAUAGACUUCCACCCAGUGGAUAAAAAUUGUAGCUGCAACCAAAAUUCCUGACCCUUGCCAGAAAAAAAGGGGCAUAAGGAAUAAUAUGAUUGUAAUUUCAGUUAUUGAUUUUAUGUAAGAACAAUGUGUGCAGUGUGUUGGACAUCUUGCAUCACCAGUCCCAUUGCUUUAGCAUUGUUGUUUUGAAUAUAAAUAGUUUCAAGUAACUUUUUUUGUUUCAAGCUUUUUUUGUAAACCACUUUAUCAUUGUGUGGCUUACAGGGUAUUUACUAUAAAGAUUGUGCAAAUUAGUUCUAUUGUGAGUAGCAGUUACCGCCUUUAUCAUUCUUUUGUUAAACACAAGUAGCCUACGCAAAAGCACAAGUGUUAUUUCUACCCUUAUGAGUAUUUCAUGGACUUAAGAGCAAAUUUAGUUUGUUGUGGAAAUGUAUUUUGAUAAGAUAUAGUAUUUAUAGUUCCACAAUACACAGUUUUUCUUAGACCAGAAGUGUUUUUAACGGCACAAAGUAUUAAAAAAACUUUUUUUUAACUUGACCGUUCAGACACAUGUAAAUAACAUGCAUAAAAAUACAUGUAAUAAGCUAAUUCUAUUUAAUGUCUGGAGAAUAAUAAAAAUCCUAACUCAUAAUUCAUGUAUUCCAGGGUUAAAGAAAAAUGCAGAACACUUCAGUCUCUAAAUGCAUUAUGUCCAGUUUAUAUAAACAGGAGCUGUAUGCAAAUGUUGUUGUAUGCAGUACAGACAAGCAAUUUUUAAACUGUUGAUUGACUGAGAUUUUGCUAGACAGAUGUCUUCAAUAGAGCUGUUAAUUAAUCCUGCUUGUACUGUCCCAGGUUGAGAAAGCGCUCCGGCUUGAAGUGAUUCGCGCAAACAAGCAGGUUUUGACUUAUGGUUUCUGAGGGAUUUCCACUAAAAAUAAAAUAAACCCACUACUCUCUUGUCUCCUCCAAGGUUGUGACUCUAAAUAAGGAUUUGUGUUCUUCUGUGCAGCCAAAGACAGUACACUGUUAAAAAAAAUGUAAUUUUACAGGUUCUGGGGAGCUAAUGCUUGUGAUAAUCUACAGCAGAUGAACAUGACAAUCCAGGUUCUGUGAACUACUGCUUUUGCUGAUCUACCGGAGAUGACCAUGACAACCCAGCAGAUAACUUCAGGAUUUUUAGAAGGCAUAUAAUGACAGUGAGCGGGACCAAAACUCUGACAAUCCAAGUCACCUACAGGCAGCAUAAGUAAUCUAUAUGACUCAAGUUGCUCAAAUAAUGUCUAGAUGUGUAACGAAUACCUUGCAUGUACAGAGCUAUGUUCUGAAUCUGAUAUACUCCGCUUGUAUUCCCACUGUUAGAUGAACAUUUAAAAAUAUAUAUAUGUUUGCAUUUCCCCAGAAUGUCUUUUUCUGUUUCAUUGAAGGUACAAAAUAAAGUACUGUUUUUUAAUAUUGCGUAUUUAUUUUUCAUGUAAAGAAUUUAACAGGAAAUUAUUGUAGGCCUGUGACCUGAGAGGUUCAUUAUAGAUUCAAAUAACUGCUAAUUACUUUUAAUUAACAGUAUUGUAGGUUUUAAAUGUAGCUACUUUUGGUGUAUUUUAAUAAUAUAUAUCUUUAUUAUAACUGGUA
Triplophysa rosa is the source of this 5068-nucleotide messenger RNA. Its product is annotated as b(0,+)-type amino acid transporter 1-like. The coding region runs from base 1814 to 3292 and encodes 492 amino acids. Gene Ontology annotation, cellular component: membrane. The transcript is spliced from 15 exons. NCBI's taxonomy places the organism in Eukaryota, Metazoa, Chordata, Actinopteri, Cypriniformes, Nemacheilidae. Gene Ontology annotation, molecular function: L-amino acid transmembrane transporter activity. The record is from RefSeq and is a predicted model, not a curated record. Gene Ontology annotation, biological process: amino acid transmembrane transport.